UGUCUUUGGGGGCUGUGCGUUUGCUUAUGAUAAUACAGAAAUACUAGCAUUCUGAACUCUUGAAAAGGAGUUAGAAAAAUGUCGGACCCUUUAAGUAAUCCAGAAACCAAAAUAAAGAAAAAUUUAAGAAGUAAAAAUGACCUAUUUGAGAAAGUCACUAAGGCCUCCGAAGCAAAUUCUUCACAAGUUUUAAGCGAAAAUAAUUCUAGUAGUAGUACCAUUACUAGGAACAAUAGUAAAAAUGUUAGUAAUAGUAAUAAUGGUAGUAAUUACACAACUGGCUGUAAUAACGGCUGUAAUGGUGAGGUACUAAUCAAUCAUAAGGGUAAUAGUUCAAAAAAAGAAGUUAUUCAGGGCGAAAUUUUAACUGUAAAGUGUAAAAAAGAAAAAAAGAAGAAUUUUUGUAUUAAAGUUAAAACUUUAUUGGGUAGAGAGUUAAGCGUUUCUGUAAAUAAAGACACUUGCACUGUGGACCGUCUCAAGUGGAAAAUUUAUCUUAAAACAAAAAUUGAACCUUGUUUGCAAAAUUUAGUUGUUCAGAAAGACGGAAGACAAUUGAUAUCAGGUUUCCUCUUUGAAGAUAAUAAUUAUUUAGAAAACAUGGUAGUCGUACUUAGUUGUAAAGUUAAAAGCGGUCUUUUAGGACAGUGCGAUAUUCUUUAUGAAAGAGGAGUUUGUUGUCACCAUGAUUUUUAUGAGGAAGACGAUUAUAUGGACGAAGAGGAGUACUUGUCUACUUUAAGAGAACUUUUUUUGGAUACCGCUGAUUGCGAUGAUGAUUACGAUGAUGAUGAGGAGGAUUUAGAAGAUAAUUACUCUGAAGAAAAUGACGUGGAUGGCUUGACCGACUUGAACGAAGAAGAGGACUAUGACGAUGAGGAGGAGGAGGAGGAAGGAGAUGAAGAGGAAAAAGAAUUUGUUGAGGAAUGCUGUCGUGCGGCUCAGGAUACCGUAAAUCUUUUUGAAAAGCACGAAGAAAAUAGAACCUUUGGCUCUUUAAUAUUAAAAAAACUUUUUUGGAAGUUGAGGAAAAGUGCUAAUAUUGAAUAUUAUCCCGUUAACGAUUUUACAAGAUCUAUACUACAACUUCCCUCCAACUCUGUUGAAUUCUUGGGUCCCUAUCGCCCUUGCAGCACAGAAUCAAUAGGCUCUGGAGAGCAAGUGUUAUUAAAGCGAAGAGCUCUCCAACGGGAAUCCGAAAGUCUCCCAUCGCAAAUUGUAAAGCUUAAACUUGGCAAACUUGAGCAGCCUGUACUACUCCAAAUUCAAGUUAAAGACAUCCCUGACGAUUCUAAUGCGGCUCUAAAUGAAGGAGCAUACCAUACAGCUAAAUGCUUAAAACAAGUUUCUGGUUCUUUUCUUCAUGAUUGCGCCAUGAGCGCCAACAGGAAUGGUUUAGAAAAAGACAUAAAAGAUAUUGAUAGUUUAUCCAAAAAACAGUUCAAAAAGCAUUAUACUAUCAUAUUGGAAGCAGUUAAGCAGGAGGAAGAGAACAUAUUAAAAGAUAACGAUAAGACUAAAGAAAAAAUUAAAUAUUUACAAAUGGUGAUGUCUAAACGAAAAAGAAGUAGACAUGAAAAUCAACAACCCCAGGAUGUCACUCAAAUUGUAUGACUAGUGAGUUGCUUC
Messenger RNA from Zophobas morio, 1629 nucleotides. RefSeq lists its product as uncharacterized. Lineage: Eukaryota; Metazoa; Arthropoda; Insecta; Coleoptera; Tenebrionidae. The record is from RefSeq and is a predicted model, not a curated record. Bases 79 to 1614 code for a protein of 511 amino acids. The transcript is spliced from 5 exons.